AUGGGAAACGCCUGCUCCGAUGGUUGCUUCGGCAUGCUUGGCAGCAAGAAGGUCUCGCAGUUGCGUGCCUGCAAACAGGACCUCAAGAAGUUCAUCGACGGCAAAAACUGUCAUCCGAUCAUGGUUCGCUUGGCGUGGCAUGACUCUGGUACCUAUGAUCAGCGCAUCAAGAACUUCCCGGAGCGGGGUGGCGCCAACGGUGCAAUCAGGUUUGCAGGAGAGAUGAACUUCGGUGCGAAUGCCGGCCUCGACAAAGCCAAAGGGUUUCUCGAUGAGUUCGCGAAGAAGUAUCCCGAAAUUUCCUGGGCUGACCUCAUCCAGCUGGCAUCCGCCGUUGCCAUUGAAUGUGCCGGUGGCCCUGCCAUUGACAUGAAGUACGGCCGAGUGGCAGUCACCUCCGACAGCGAGUGCGUGAAAUCAGGGUCCAGGGAGGGCUUCUCGGGGAACGCGGGGCUUCCCGACGCCAAGCCUCCCUUCGGCUGCGGGGCACCGACGGCGGCACAGCAUCUUCGGAAUGUGUUCACGAAGAAGAUGGGCUUCACAGAUCAGGAGAUCGUCGCACUCUCUGGUGCCCACACCAUCGGCCGCGCCUUCAAGGAGCGCAGUGGCGCCUGCCCUUUCGGCUAUGGUGAGCAGGGGGCAUCGAAGUACACCAAGUCCGAUUGCUUAGCGCGGAAGGAUGGCCAGAAAGGUGUCGGAAUGGUUGGCGGUGCGGCUUGGACGAAGAACUGGCUGACCUUCGACAACAGCUACUUCAAAGACUACAAGCUGGCCUCAGAGGAUCAGGACCUCCUUUGGUUCCCAACCGACGAGGCUCUUCACACGGACCCGGAGUUCAAGAAGUACUUCGACAUUUAUGCUAAGGAUCAGGACGCCUUCUUCAAGGACUAUGCCAAGGCCCACAAGAAGUUGAGUGAGCUCGGGGCCAAGUUCGUGCUGCCCGAUCUGCCUCCCUCUGUGGACAUGGUGGUGGCAGCCUACAACGCAGACAUGAUGGGAAAGGUGGGAGCCGCGAAGAUCGCUUUCGUGGCACCCGACGAGUGGGAGAAGGGUGAGGAUUUGCGGUGCCCAAAGGACACGCCGCCGGAGAAGCGCCUGGGCCAUCUUUUGAGAGCGUCUCAGUCAGGUGAAGGCUUGUCCACAGAAUACGUCAUCCGAGAGGUGCUUCUUGGUGUGACGAUCUGCUUUGCGCAAAUCCCCGAAUCUGUGGCCUUUGCAUUCAUGGCUAACAUCAAGCCCCCGAUUGCCCUGCAUGCCGCAUGGAUAGUUGGUUUCAUUUGCAGCGCUUUCGGUGGACGGCCCGGCAUGGUCAAUGGUGCGACCGGCGCUUUUGCGGCCAUCAUUGGAACCUUCAUCCCGCCGGCCGGCACCGGCAACAACGGCGAGGGCGUUGAGCUGUUGUUCCCCUCAGUGAUUCUUGCCGGGCUCCUCAUGGUCCUGGUGUCAGUGACGAAGCUCUCCCGCUUCAUCACCCUCAGAAGCUUUGAGGUCAUGCUGGGCUUCUGCAACGGUCUGGCUAUCGUCAUCGGGUUGUCCCAGCUGCAUCCCUUCGAGGACCCUGUGACACACCACUGGAAAGAAGGGAUGGAGAUGAUCUGGAUGCUGGUUAUCUGCUUCUCGAGCAUGAUCGUCAUGGAGUUCUUGCCCAAGAUCCCGCUGAAGAUCUUCAAAGUGGUGCCUUCCUCGCUCUUGGCCAUCAUCUCGGCUAUCGUGAUCGAGUUCGCGAUCGUGCGAAGCUCUGGCUCGCGAACCGCCACCAUUCGCGACGUCAGCGAGUUCACCCUUGACACUGCCUUCCCGAUUCCAUUCUUCAUCAGCACGGAUGCUGUGAGCUACGACCUGACUCCAAUCUUGACGGGGGACGGGAUCAGCAAGAUCGUCAUCCAGGCCAGCUGGCUGCGACGGAGACUCGCCGAUCCUCUGGGAUUCUUGUGCAGCUAUGCAAGACAUGUUGGCAUCUUCCUGUGCCUCGUGGGCUCCAUCGAGUCGCUCAUGACGGCCGAGGAGCCCGGCAAUGGAGACCGCACUGUGCUAGCCAUGGGCGCGGCCAAUGUCCUCAGCGGCUUCUUAGGGGGCAUGGGAGGCAAUGCAAUGAUCGGCCUUUCUACGGUGAACUGCCUGAAUGGUGGUAAGGGGCGCUUGGGCCCCUGUGUCACAGCUCUGGGAAUCAUGGCCUGCGUCAUGGGCGCCUAUCCAUUGCUCAACUACAUCCCUGUUGCUGCCUUAGCCGGCAUCAUGCUUGUCGUUGUGCUGCACACCUUCAAGUGGUUCACCAUCCCCAUGGUGUUGGCGGCAUUUCUCCCGAAGAGCCUGCGUGAGAAGCUGGGCCUGCAGCGCAAGGUGCCGCGGAUAGAUGCCAUUGUCAUCAUCAUUGUGACGAUCCUGUGCAAGUGGCCGGCAGGCACCAACAUCGCGGUGGCUGUGGGCGUCGGUGUUGCAAUCUGUUCGGUGUCGUACGCCUGGAAUUCAGCGGACACGUUCGAGGUCAUCGUGUCCGAGAAGGAAGACGUGAAGCAGUACUUCAUCCACGGGCCGUUCUUCUUCACCUCCGCCAACCGUUUCCUGAAGAUUUUGAAUGCCGACGAGGACCCAGAAAAGGUCGAAGUCGUCUUCUCCGAAGCCACGUCUCUCUUCGACUACUCUGCCAUGCAGGCCAUGAACAAGGUCAGCGCUGAGUACAAGUCCAAGGGCAAACAGAUUGUGUUCAAGUCGCUGUGCUCGAAGAGCACGAAGUUGAUCAACAAGGCAGGCCUGCUAAGGUCCGAGACGGAGUACACCGAGCGAGACAUGGAGGUGGCCGACCUCCACGGCGUGGAGUGGGGCGGCGGCGACCUUCCCGAGGGCGGCGAGCUGGGCCAUGCCCUGUCGAGGUAUGGGCUGCCCAGCCUGCAUCCUGAGAAUGGCUCCCGCAACGGGACGAAAGACUCUCCGGCACAAGUGGUCAGCGCCAACGACCUGACCGUGGUCGUGGGCAACGUGAACGAGGCUGCAAAUGUUCUGAAGGCCGGGAAGCUGUGGGUGUUUGCAGCGGAAGGUGCCGCAAGCUUAGCAGCUAGCAUGGAGGCAGCCCUCUUCCAGAGUGUACUGAUUCCAGCAGCAUAUCACACAACCAUCCACAGCCAGGCGUCGACGGCCAAUACAACCAAUCCGGGCUCCGCGCUUGACAGCUUGCAGCCGCAACAGCAUGUCAUAAACACAGUGCACUACAUCAUCAAGCCAAGCUCUGAAGUCGUAGGUGUUCGAGGAGGAGUGUGCUGCAAUGGCGACCGUAGCACCAGGGACAGGGACGCAGGAGCCAUUGCUGCCCGAUGGGCAGCGCUCUGGGGGACGAAGCUCCGGGGAUGCAAGCUGCUUGGCCAUCCCUGUGGUGUCGUGCUUCUUUUGCUUAUUGCUCGACGUUCGGAGACGGCGUGCAACCCGGAAGACCUCCAGCAUGUGAAGCCUCCUUACGGUGGCAACUUGCUUCCUUCCUACUUCAUCCUGUCGCAGCACCUGAACCUCAGCCGAGCUGAGACGAUCGUCAAUGUCUAUGACAAGCAUUGGGCCAGGCUUGGGCAUUUUUACCGCGACAUCUACGGGCAUUUCGGAUACUCCGACCUGUCUAACCGGAUCUGGUUUGAAGCACGCCGAUCCAUGAUGAAUAACAUGUUCAGGUCGCGGGUACUGCCCAGGCAAUUCAACCUGCAGAAGUGUAACGUUGACUUUGAUGGACAGCGGGGUGGGAUCUUUGACGUGAGCGAGGCAUUCCAAGGCGAUGUGCAUCAUGUGGCUAAUGCAAUCUUCAGUCUCGAUUACUCGAAGAACUUGACGCUGGGAAUUGGCCAGUUCCACAAGUGGCAGACUUUAGACGGAUGGCUCCAUCAUCGCCCACGCGAAGCAACACGUCUUUUUGGACGACGGGCUCUUCGUGAUCUUGACCUCAAACUGGACGGUGGACGUCUCAGAGUCUUCGCAGCUGCCAAAUUGGGUUGUUGGCUUCCUAGCCGCUUUUAG
Messenger RNA from Symbiodinium sp. CCMP2456, 3993 nucleotides. The record is from the annotation of a GenBank genome assembly. NCBI's taxonomy places the organism in Eukaryota, Dinophyceae, Suessiales, Symbiodiniaceae.